Messenger RNA from Triticum dicoccoides, 1011 nucleotides. RefSeq names its product MDIS1-interacting receptor like kinase 1-like. The record is from RefSeq and is a predicted model, not a curated record. Gene Ontology annotation, molecular function: protein kinase activity; ATP binding. Gene Ontology annotation, biological process: protein phosphorylation. NCBI's taxonomy places the organism in Eukaryota, Viridiplantae, Streptophyta, Magnoliopsida, Poales, Poaceae. The transcript has 2 exons. The coding region runs from base 1 to 1011 and encodes 336 amino acids. Gene Ontology annotation, cellular component: plasma membrane.
AUGCAGUUCUGGAGGAGCCGUCCUGCGACGAAGCUGCCUAUCAUGCUCAAUCAUCAAGACAUAGUUGACAGCCUUACCGAAAAUAAUAAGACACAUGCCUGGGGUAGCAGAAGGAUUGGGAAGGACGAACUGUAUGUAGCCCGCAUUCCAAGCACUGCUGGCACUGGUCUCCCGACUGCACUGGUCGUCAAGAAGUUCCAGAACGCAAACCCUGCACUACUAGUGGACGACAAUGUCAAGAACCGCUGCAGGUCGGAGAUGAUCCUGUUAGCCAGCAUCUGUCACGAUAACAUCAACAGAAUCCUAGAUGUCAUCGAGAGGGAGGAAGCCAUCAUGCUCAUCUACAAGUACGAGGUGAAUGGAAGCCUUGACUACUGGCUGCACCAGCCAAAGGAUGCCGGUCGGCCGCUCAGCUGGCCGGAGAGGAGGGCCAUCGCCAUCGGCGUGGCCAAAGGGCUCUGCCACUUGCACCAUGGAUGCAACAAACCAGUUGUACACCACAACAUCAACUCUAGCAACAUCUUGCUUGAUCAGAAUUUCAAGGCCGUGAUAGCCAGUUUUGACGAUGCGCAGAUGAACAUGGCCGGGCUCGACCAACCGUUGCCAAUCACGGACCUGCCCCCUGGUAAUUUUGGGUAUGCAGCUCCAGAGUAUGGUGUCGCAGCAAGCGAGCUGACGGAGAAGGUUGACAUAUACAGCUUCGGUGUGCUGCUGCUGGAGCUAGUCACGGGGCGAGUGGCCAAUGGAGCUGGAGUGGAUGGUCUAUUGGCAAUUUGGGCGAGGGACAACUGCAAUGAAUUGAUGGCAAACCAUCUGAAAAUGUUCAAGAUUGCCGUGGACAAGGGCAUCCCUGAUCAAGCACGGUACAUGGAGGAGAUGGCAACGGUUUUCAAGCUUGGUGUGGAUUGCACCGUCGGGGAUCCAAAGCAAAGGCCAUAUAUACAGAUGGCUCUCAAACGACUCCGCCACAACCGUGGGCGUGGCUCAUUCUGUGGCCUCCUCAUCCUGUAA